UGCUCUGCCUCCGGGUGCUAACGCUCCGGACCCCUCAUCUCAUGCCUCGUCUGGAACGGUGAGGAAACGUACCCACAACAAAUUACAAUACUGGGUGAAUUGCAACAAUAAUAAUAUGUUCUGGAGAAACAAUGAUUGACUAUGCGUUUUUGCUUCCAAGCUGUCGCCCUUUUACGGUUGGGAAGUUCUGAAAAAGCGCAAAAGGACCUGGAACUUUAGAAGACUUCCAGUUGCUUUCCACUCUACGGAUCAAGCCGGGGGUCCGGUCGAGCUUUAAAGUCUAUGCAAUACAUUUUAGACUUCUCUCGACUCAGGGAUUUGUGCGCUCGGAAAGCUUCAUUUCUACAAAAUUGUCCUAGGUUAUGUUUUGUCGUGGUGGGCACAUUCAUGUGCUAAGGAUAUGGUAUUUCUUUAACAUUAUCCUGUUUUUGUUUUUGACAAUGGAGAGCAAAUGAAAGGGGCAUUUCACGGGAUUAAUUGACAGCACAACGACAGAAUGCGGGAGAGAGACCUCCGGAGCGUGUGCAGAAGGGUGCUGCUGCUGGCCGUCUGUGUGGUGUCUCUCUGGGGACAGCUGACCCUCGCAUCGUCACACAGAAGUCACAUAGUGCAUGUCAAAGCAGGGACCUGUGAAGUGAUUGCUGCCCACCGCUGCUGCAACAAGCACAAGAUUGAGGAGAGAUCCCAGACGGUCAAAUGUUCCUGCUUCCCCGGACAGGUUGCCGGGACAACAAGAGCGGCUCCAUCUUGUGUGGACGCAUCUAUAGUUGCACAGAAGUGGUGGUGCCAGAUGCAUCCAUGUAUGGAUGGGGAGGAGUGUAAAGUGUUGCCUGACCUGAAAGGCUGGAGCUGCAGUACAGGAAACAAAGUAAAGACGACGAAGGUGGGUGCAUAAUGUCACACGAUAGUGCUGUCUGUCCUGGAUCUGAAGACUUGGCAUCAGUCAUCUCUUCCUUGACAGAAACCACAGGGACUUCUUGGAUGUGAAGACUAUGUAUUGAAGGAUUGGGGAUGGAACCAGGGACCAGCAAGGGAAAAAAAGGAAACACUGAAAUUCCACUGAAUGGAUGCAGAGCAGAGACUUGACUCGGAGAUCCCAUAGAACCACCUAUCCAGACUACUGGACUACUGAUUAGAUCCCAUAGAACCACCUAUCCAGACUACUGGACUACUGAUUAGAUCCGAUUCCUAGACAUUAUUGUUUAUGUUUUUUCCUCCAAUGAACUGCUACAGUAGGAAAUCCAAACCUGCAAGGUAUUUAUUCAGUAAAAACAAAAACUGUGGAUUAUGCAAGAAAGAUAAACCUUAAUGCGAAACAUGAGACAUGACAUUUUCAAAUAUUUUUCCUCUUUUUGCCACAGAGAGCUUAAUGACUCCAAAACAACGUGUUUGUGUUCGAGAUUUAGAUCAUAAGCAUAUCCAUUUAUUUUUAACCUUAUGAAGCAGACAUCUCUUCUUUUUAAGGUUUUGGAUUUUUUAAAAGUAUUAAGUGUUCGAUUUUAGUGAUUCUGUUGGACUGUCAGGUCUGCUUUUGAAGACUUGAGACAUCAAAGGAGAUGCCACAGUGUAAAACAGUACUAACUACUAUGUUGCAGUGCUUGAAUUAAAGGCACCAUGGUUUCCACAAACCAAUUAAAAUGACAUAAGCUGAACUCCAACUGUUUUAAUAUGUUUUUAAAAGCCUGGUGACCAACAUUGAGUAAAAGUGUCAGUAUUAUCUCAAUAAACCUAUGUCAAAA
Molecule: messenger RNA, 1739 nt
Organism: Coregonus clupeaformis (lake whitefish)
Lineage: Eukaryota; Metazoa; Chordata; Actinopteri; Salmoniformes; Salmonidae
Product: chemokine-like protein TAFA-2
Exons: 5
Coding region: 497-895 (132 amino acids)
Molecular function (GO): receptor ligand activity
Source: RefSeq, a predicted model, not a curated record